AUGUCGUGGAAUCCUCCGGGUGCCCCUCCAUACGGACAAACGAGACCUACUUUUCCUACUCCACCACAGCAAAGGCCUGGUUACCAAGCGCCUUCAACUCUUACGCCCAGAUCAAUGCAAAUUUUCCCUCCGGGACAGACCCCACCCCUUCCUUCCACAACUACACGCGUUUGGACCGAGCACACUUCUCCAGAUGGUCGUACAUAUUACCACAACGUUGUGACGAAGGAGAGCAUUUGGGAUAAACCGGAUGAAUUGAAAACGCCCGAGGAGAAAGCGUUGGGCUCUUGUCCUUGGAAGGAGUUCACUUCGGAAGGUGGUCGUAAAUAUUAUUACAAUUCUGUCACUCAAGUAUCAAAAUGGGAAAUGCCCGCUGAAUAUAAAGAAUUUCUCGAAAAACUCGAAAAAGAUCAAAAAAAUAAAGAAUCCACUUCUCAGACAGCAGUUUCUCCGAGUCAACAAGAUUUUGAACGAGCGCGUCAAUUAAGUAUACCGGCGGUUAGUCCUGUGAAUGUGACUCCAAUAAGUACGCCCGUCAGGCCGCACGUGCCGAUUUUGCAUACUCAACAACCUGAGCAACCAAAGAUUGAAUUUGAAACCAAGGAAGAGGCUGUGGCUGCAUUUAGGCAGUUACUCAAGGAUUCGGGUGUUAAACCUGAUUGGUCUUGGGAGCAAACCAUGAGGGCAAUAAUUUCGAAUCCCAUGUAUCGAGCAAUCAAGACCCUAACAGAACGCAAACAAGCAUUUCAUGAUUACGUGGAUGAAAUGCGUAAAAAGGAGGAGGAAGAGAAGAAAGCCAAGAUCAUUAAGGUCCGUCAAGAUUUCAUCUCAUUGUUAGAGUCACAUCCCGAAGUCAAUUCGUCAACGCGUUACAGGAAAGUAUGUGAAGUACUUGGCGAAGAACCUGCAUUCUUGGCAGUGGAAGAUGAAAGAUUACGCGAGGAGAUAUUCAGCGAAUAUAUUUAUGACCUGCGAAAACAAGAGAAGGAAAUCCAACGGGCGGUUCGUAAAGAGAACAUGGAAAAAUUUAGUCAUCUCUUGAAAUCCCUUUUGAGUAUCACUGAAUCCACACGAUGGACUGAUGCGCAAAGUGUAUACACGAAUGCUCCUGAAUAUCAGCAAGACAAAAAACUUCAAGAGAUGGACAUGCUGGAUUUUUUGGCAGUCUAUGAGGAACACAUCCGAUCCUUGGAACGAGAGACCGCCGAGAAGAAAAAAAAGGAGAUGGAGACGCAAACCAGACAGCAGCGUAGGAAUCGGGAUGCCUAUCGAGCUUUGAUGGAAGAACUGAGACAAAAAAAUAUAAUCACCGCGAAAUCUAAAUGGAAGGAAAUCUAUCCAGUUAUUCAUGAUGACGAGCGCUACCUGAACAUGCUUGGGCAGCCCGGGUCUAGUCCACUGGAAUUAUUUUGGGACGUUGUCGAAGAACUCGAUGAGAUUUUGUAUCAACAACGUAAAGUUGUGUCCGAAGUGUUGAAGGCAAAAGAUCUCACACUAAAUCCGGGAGUUACUUUCGAGCAAUUUCAAUACACACUCGGUUCGGAUGAACGUAUUAUUUCGGUAAACGAAUUCAAUUUAAAGGUCAUUUUUGAACAGCUUCAAAGAAAACAAGAGAGACGACAGCGUAGAAAGUUAGAUGCUUUUAGAUCUGUCUUCAAAAAUUUCGAGACGAUGAUUACACCCGAGGCAACUUGGGAACAGGUGCGUCCGGUGGUUGAGAAAACCGAAGAGUUUCAUGCAAUCGAGUCGGAGGAACAGCGCAUCGAAGUUUUUAACAAAUUUAUGGAUCGCGUCAAAGAAAAACUCCUCAGGAAAGGUGGUGAAGAAAGCGAAGAGGAAGAGGGAACGAUCAAAGAUGACGAUCUCGAGGAUGAUAAACAUGCAUCGUCAGAUCGUAAAAGAAAGCACAAAAGUCAUCGGUCAUAUCACCAUCGACGAUCGCAUCAUUACUCAGAUUACUCGGCCGACAGUGCCGACUAUUCUGAUAAGGAUAGGGAUGGUGGUGAUAGACGAAAGCGACGAAAGCCUAAAACCAAGUAUGAAAGUAGAUAUGUAGAGUCUAGAUAUCAAGAUCACGACAGAUUUACAGAGCCGAAGCGAGAUCAUGUACCACGUUCAUCACGGUCGCCUAAACCCCAGGAUUAUAAAUCAUAUUCUCCGAAAUCGGAAGAACAUUAUAAAAAUAAUUCCCCUCAACCUAAUGAAUCUUUUAAAAAUCUUAAAAUUCAAUCACCAAAACAAGAUGAACCACAAUUAAUGGAAGUUAGCAAACACGCAGAUUCAAGCGCGGAAGAAGGCGACUGUGAGCAAAUUCUUGAAUUCAAUGAAGAAUGUGGCUUUGGGAAAUUUGGAUUCGCGAAAAUAGAAGGUGAGAACUAG
This is a messenger RNA of Acaulospora morrowiae, 2379 nucleotides long. NCBI's taxonomy places the organism in Eukaryota, Fungi, Glomeromycota, Glomeromycetes, Diversisporales, Acaulosporaceae. The record is from the annotation of a GenBank genome assembly.